AUGUCACUCGAGCCCAAAUCCUACAAAGUCCUCUCUUUCGACAUCUACGGGACUUUAAUAGACUGGGAAACUGGUCUCUACACCUCGCUUCUUCCCCUCCUCGAGAAGCUCUCCACCUCAUCACCACACCAUCCCUCCAAACACACGGCUCAAGAAAUCCGACGGUACAUCCUAAGCCGCUAUACAUACCUAGAACUCUCCGUCCAAGCCGCGGAACCCAGUCUACCAUACUCCAAAGUCCUCUCCAAAGUCUGGUUAAAACUAGCCGAGGAAUUAGAAAUCGAGACUUCAGACUCCGAAGCCGAGAAGUUUGGCGCUACUAUAGGGACAUGGCCCGCAUUCCCAGAUACCGUCGAAGCGAUAAAAGAACUAGGAAAACACUACAAACUAAUCGUUCUUUCUAACGUCGAUAAAGCCUCUUUCGCACGUACUAACUCCGGACCGCUUCAAGGUGUGAAAUUCGACGCCAUUUACACCGCUGAGGACAUCGGUUCUUAUAAACCCGAUCCGCGGAAUUUUCAAUACUUGUUCGAUCACGCAUUCGAAGAGUUUGGUGCGAAGAAAGAGGAGAUUCUUAUGGUUGCGCAGAGUUUGUUACAUGAUCAUCGGCCGGUGAAGAAGAUGGGGAUGCGACCAAGUGUGUGGAUUGAGAGGAGACCUGGGGAUGAUGUUGCGCAGAUGGGAGGCACCAGAGCCGAGGCAGGAGACGAUGUGAAUUUGGCGGCCACUUAUAAAAGUUUGGGAGAAUUUGCUGGUGUAAUUAAGGAAGCUUUUGAGAGUUGA
Molecule: messenger RNA, 783 nt
Organism: Glarea lozoyensis ATCC 20868
Lineage: Eukaryota; Fungi; Ascomycota; Leotiomycetes; Helotiales; Helotiaceae
Product: HAD-like protein
Exons: 1
Coding region: 1-783 (260 amino acids)
Source: RefSeq, a predicted model, not a curated record